Triticum aestivum (bread wheat) is the source of this 2811-nucleotide messenger RNA. Its product is annotated as YTH domain-containing protein ECT4. The record is from RefSeq and is a predicted model, not a curated record. The transcript is spliced from 9 exons. Lineage: Eukaryota; Viridiplantae; Streptophyta; Magnoliopsida; Poales; Poaceae. Gene Ontology annotation, cellular component: cytoplasm. Gene Ontology annotation, molecular function: mRNA binding. Gene Ontology annotation, biological process: mRNA destabilization. The coding region runs from base 419 to 2347 and encodes 642 amino acids.
CCUCGUGCGUCGCCAGUCCCGACCCCCACCACCCGCCUGCGCUAUUCUUGCUUGCGCUCGCGUCUCCCCUCGUGUCCUCCUCCCACCCCCUCCCCUCCACCGCCCGCGACGGGAAGUCCUCGGCGAGCCGGCCCAGAUCCGCCGGAGCAGCGGGCUCGCAUCCGCCACCCGCAUCGCCCCCGUCUCGCGUCGGGCUUCUCGCCACCGGAUGGAGAGAGGGAGGGCGUGAGAUCGACCGAGCGCGCCCCCGAUCGGACCGGACCCCGCCGAGGAGCCGCGAGCGGGCGAGCUCGAUCCGACCGCGGGAGCGCCGCACCCACCGGAUCGGGGCUGGCAGCAGAGGGAUCCAAGCCAGGGAGGAGACCGGUGGUGAUUGGUCGGUCUCUGCUUCUUCUUCCCGCGCGCGUGCGGACCCUCGAUGGAAUCGGCGCGUGCCGGAUCGGAAAGGACCGGCACUAUGGAUUCACCGGAGCCAAGAAUUGAGGUCGAACAGAAACCUGUUCUUGCUAGUAACACUAAAGAGCAGACCAUUCCAGCGAAGGAUGAGAAAACUGUUAAACCCACUAUUUCACUUGAUUCAAGUGUUAUCAAUCUACCAAGUGAUGGACAAGCCCAGGCUGGCACAUCCAACAUAGGUGGGGAACAUAAUGUUGUGUUUCCACAACACAUGUAUUCCUCUCAGGCACAGCCAUUCUAUUACCAAGGUCCAGGAUAUGAGAAUCCUCCAAAUGAAUGGGAUGUAUAUCCUCCUUAUGCGGAAGGAUUGGAAGCGGGUCCAGCGGUUGUGUACAAUGAGGACCCUUCAAUGAUGUACCAUGGUGGCUAUGGCUAUGACCCUUAUGCUCAUUAUUCUCCUAUCUCGACGCCGGUACCGGCUGGUGUUAGUGGAGAUGGUCAGCUCUACUCUCCUCAGCAGUUCUCCUUCUCGGCUCCUUACUACCAGCAACCAGUACAACCUGGCAUGCCGUAUUUAAGCUCUCCUACUCCAAUAUCACAGGGUGAGGCAAUGAUGCCAAUUGACCCAACACAAGGAGCUUUUAUGGCUGACACUCUGAGCCCAAACAGCUUCCUUUUUGGACCAAGACCGGAAUGGUUUAGAUCGUCAGAAGGAACUGGUUCAUUUCCAUCACCUGCAGCUUCACCUCAACCAUUUGGUGGUGUUUCAGGGCCGUUUGGACAAAGCAACUUUCCUAUGGCUUCUGGGAUGAUGUCCCCUCAGCAGAAAUCUUUCUUUGGUUUUGGAACCCCCGGUGACUCAUAUGGAAGAGGCUUCUCUCAUAGUGGUGGUUUCCCACAGGCCACUAACUACGGGGGUCCUUUCCCUGGCUAUGGCAUGAAUGGCAGAAGUUUUAUUCCAAUUGAUAAAGGGCGCAGGAGAGGAAGGGGUAAUUCUUUGUUAUGCAGCUGUGACGGUCCACUUGACUUCCUCAAUGAGCAAAGCCGGGGUCCACGUGCCACCAGGCCUAAGAAGCAACCAGAGGAUGAUAGUAAAGAUGAGAAGCCUUCUGUUGGACUUAACCAGGAGCCAUACAACAGGGCUGACUUUGUUAUCGAGUACAAAAAUGCUAGAUUUUUUAUCAUAAAAUCAUACAGCGAAGAUAAUGUGCACAAGAGCAUCAAAUAUGGUGUUUGGGCUAGCACCACAAAUGGAAACAAGAAACUAGACGCAGCCUAUCGUGAAGUGAAGGACAAGGAAGAACAUUGUCCCAUUUUUCUGUUGUUUUCGGUGAAUGCUAGUGCACAGUUCUGCGGUGUUGCGGAGAUGACCGGCCCAGUGAAUUUUGAGAAGAGUGUGGACUACUGGCAGCAAGAUAAGUGGACUGGCCAGUUCCCUGUGAAGUGGCACAUAGUGAAGGAUGUUCCAAAUAAUCUCUUCCGCCAUAUAAUUCUUGAGAACAAUGAGAACAAGCCUGUAACCAACAGCCGGGACACACAAGAGGUGAAACUGGAACAAGGACUGGAGAUGCUGAAAAUCUUCAAGGACCAUGAGGAUGUUGUGUCAAUCCUUGAUGACUUUGACUUUUACGAGGAACGUGAGAAGGCCCUGCUGGAGAAUAAGGUGAGGCUGCAUCAGCAACAACAGAUGUCCAGCUCCAGUGUUUCUGAGCCCAAGAAGCCGACGACUGUGCCCACUGACCUGGUGGGUCAUAUCACCAAUAGUCCUAGUGUUGUUGAGCCCAAGAAGCCCUCAACCGUACCCACCGACAUGGUGGGUCAUAUCACCAAGACUUUCGCACAGGCCGUGCGGCUUGGCGAGGCCAAGAGUGUGAGCCCUUCUCGCGAUAAAGUCCCCGAUGGAGAUUCAUCUGCAGUUGCGAAGCCUGUUGAAGUGAAAGAGAGCAAUUGAAGUGCGAUUUGGCUGUGGUUGAAAUUCAAAUCAUGUGCUUCCCCAUCAGAAAGCUGGGUGCAUAAAGACAUCUGGUGCCGCCAACAUAGGAUGGCGUCCUGCGCUUCUGGUCAAGCAUGAUGUACACUUGGAUGGAAGCUUAGUGGAGUAGUUUCUUACAUAGUUCCUCUUGCUUUCAUCUCUUCUGUACUUUUCUUUUUCUGUCUCAGUUUCCUUUUGCAUUUAAUAUAUAUGGGUAUGUUUAUUCCUCAGUGGGCAGUAGGUUAAGGUGGAGGGCUGCAGUUUUUGUGCAAGCCCUCUGUAAGUUCAAUGUUCGAUCGCAGAUGAAUAAAGCUAUUCUGUUACAUUUUCCUUUUUUUGAGCUGUAAUUUUCCUUGUUACUUAUUGAUGGUGCAGUUCUGAACAAUAAGCAAAUACAGUUGUAACCCUUUUGGGCAACUAUCUUAUGGAAUUGCUCAUUCCAA